AUGGCGCCUAGUGAAUCCAUUGAGUAUGAGUGGAUUGAUGGGGUCGAGCGGCUAGAGGUGUACGAGCCUGGCGGCUAUCAGCCUGUGAUGAUCAACGACUUACUGCACGAUCGCUAUCCAGUAUUGGACAAGUUAGGAUAUGGUGUAAAUAUAUCGAGCCCGUCACUCCCUCGACGCGAGUCUAGUAUCAUACGCGCCUUAUCUGGCUCAAGUUCAACUUUUCAAGCUGCCCAUACAGCCAUCGGUGCACGCGACGCCAUACCGAGUAUUUUGGAUGAAUUUGACAUCCAAGGACCUAACGGGACCUAUGCAUGCUAUACAUUAGCUCCCGCCCAAGGGAAUCUCAGAGAAGCAUCAUUUAGUCUCUUUCCCAUUCAAGUCGCCCGGGCGUUGGCUGCCAAAUUAACGACCGCUGUUUCUUUUGUCCAUUCUCAGGGCUUUGUCCAUGGAGUAAUUGUGGAUAUUCAUCUUCGGAAUGUAUUGGUUAAAUUCCCAUCGACCUUUGAUGAGCUCUCAAUCGACCAGUUCCGGGAGAAAUUUGGCGAGCCCGAGUUGAUACCCAUCAGCCGUGUCGAUCGGAAACCUCUCCCGCCCAAUAUCCCAUCCCAAGCUGUGUUGCCUCUGUACCUCGGCAAAAAGGCUCAAGAGUUCACCCUGGCGGACGCGCGGGGCCUUGUUCUCAGCGACUUUGGUGAGGCUUUUGCUCCGGCUACUGGGCAACGUCUCGGGAAGGACUGUAAUACACCUUUUCCCAUGAGAGCAAUAGAAGCUGUUUUCGAUCCCGAUGCACCGCUAUCAUAUCCAUCAGACAUAUGGAGCCUCGGAACUGCUAUAUGGGAAAUUUUGGGUAUGAAAUUCAUCUUUAGCGAGUCAGAAACUAGAGAUGCAAUUGUGGCUCAGCAAAUUGGCGUCCUGGGUUCUCGGCACUUUCCUCCAAGCUGGCAGAAAUACUGGGAACAACUGAUCACGGAGCAAAUGGGUAAAGAUGAAUGA
Molecule: messenger RNA, 993 nt
Organism: Venustampulla echinocandica
Lineage: Eukaryota; Fungi; Ascomycota; Leotiomycetes; Helotiales; Pleuroascaceae
Product: Serine kinase spk-1
Exons: 3
Coding region: 1-993 (330 amino acids)
Biological process (GO): protein phosphorylation
Molecular function (GO): protein kinase activity; ATP binding
Source: RefSeq, a predicted model, not a curated record